AUGAGCUCCGAUGAUUACUUCGAGGACGAAUUAGACUCAGCAUUCCUGAAUGAGGUUGAUGCAAUUGAGGCUGCACAAGUAUCUGCAACAAAUGGACGAAAAACCUCACCAGUGGAGCUACCCCCGACACGGCCGGUUUCGCCACGCUCAGUCAUUGAGAUCAGCGACUCUGACCCGUUUGACGUGUUUGACUUCGAUGCGGCUGAGCUGCAGGAUAUACACGAAAGAGAACAGAGGGGCAUCAGAGCCCCAGGACCUGUGGCUGGACCUAGCACGCUGGGCCGUACAACAUCCAAAACUACAGUACAGACCACUCUUUUCGGAGAGAUCGUACAAGAGGUUGCUACUAAGAGCAGGAGCAACAAGCCUCCAAGCAAAGCCCAUAUGGAACGCUCCAACUCGAGCUCUCGCAACCCGUUCGGAGAGCGCACGAGGAAGACCAAACGGUGGGAUCACACUGCAUUUGCGAAAACGGGCUGGAAGCAAUCAGCGGAGGACAAGGCCAAACGCAAAGCGAAAGCAAAGGCGUCUUUCGACCAUGAAUUUGGUGGCGGAAGUGAAGAAGAGGAACCUGUAGAGUUUGAACAGUUUCCGGCCCCAUUCGUACCUGUCGGACCUGUGAGCGCUAAUAAUCGUCCAUCGCCGAUGAAACUGCAGCCAGAUCUGUUGGCUGCCAAGCGUUGGAUGUAUCCCCUCAACCAUCCGAAGCGGGACUAUCAAUUCAACAUUGUGAAACAUAGUCUAUUUGAAAACACCCUCGUGGCGCUUCCAACUGGUCUCGGAAAGACAUUCAUUGCCGGUGUUGUCAUGCUAAACUUCUACAACUGGUUCCCAGAGGGAAAAGUGGUUUUCCUCGCACCGUCCAAACCGCUGGUUGCGCAACAAAUAGAUGCGUGUCAUAGGACAUGCGGCAUCCCAGGGAGUCAAGCAGCUGAACUGACCGGUGAGACGGCCAAGGCAAAACGACAUAGACUAUGGGCCGAGAAGCGUGUCUUCUACUUGACUCCGCAGACUUUGCUUAGUGAUCUCAUUUCUGAGAACUGUGAUCCACGGGAUAUCAUCCUUAUAGUAAUUGACGAGGCGCAUAAAGGAACCGGUGACUACGCAUACGCACAAGUCCUGCGAUAUAUGAUGGCCAAGAAUCCCCAUUUCCGAGUGCUGGCUUUGACAGCUACUCCGGGUAGCAACCCCGACGCAGUCCAGGCAAUUGUGGAUAGUCUACACAUUAGCCACAUCGAGAUACGCGAUGAGGAGAGCAUAGAUCUUCGCCCCUACAUGCAUAAGAAGUCUUCUGAGCAACAUAUUAUCAAGAUGGAUGAGGAUGUCGUCAGAAUCCGCGACUUGCUAGGAAAGGUUAUGCAGCCAUUGAUCAAGCAAGUGCAAAAUAACGGGGCAAUGAGAGGGAGCCCCGACCCGUCACUGCUACAUCCUUUCCGCUGCCAAGCGGCCAUUGGUGAACUUCGCGAACGCAGGGCUCCGGCCUGGGCAAUGGCAGCGGCCAGCAAACUUGGCCCCUUAGCUCGAGCGAUGGGAUACCUGCUUGAAGCCAGCACUAACAUGUGCUACGGCGUACUCAAUGGGAUUAUAUCUGGCUUUGAGAGCACGUCAGGGAAGAAGUCGAUCGGCCGGAGUGUUCAGGACAAAUUGCAGAAAGAUCCCGCGUUCGCUGCGCUGAUCAAGGAGGUUGAGGACCAGAAGAAUCGCGGCUUCUCUCUUCAUCCGAAGAUGGAAAAACUCCGCGUCUUGUUGGUGCAGCACUUCGCGAAAAACAUGCUCGACAAAGAGGAGGCGCAAGGCGAUUCCGCGCAGGCCACCCAAAUCACGGAGAGCUCGAGAGUCAUGGUUUUCGUCUCAUUUCGGGAGUGUGUUGAUGAAGUCGUGGAGGUGUUGAACAAGGAGAACCCCUUGAUCAGGGCCACGCGGUUCAUUGGCCAGGGAACGGAUAAACAGGGAAGAAAGGGUAUCGCACAGAGAGAGCAACUCGAGGUUAUACAGCGCUUCAAGGACGGAGAGUUCAAUGUUCUCGUGUCUACUUCCAUCGGCGAGGAGGGCCUGGAUAUAGGCGAGGUGGAUAUGAUUGUGUGUUACGAUGCCCAGAAAACACCGAUCCGUAUGCUACAACGUGUUGGUCGAACAGGUCGAAAGCGUGACGGUGCCAUACAUAUCUUGCUCGCCGAAGGCCGUGAGGAGCGCAACUGGGACAAGGCGCAAGACAAGUAUAAGGACGUCCAACACUUCAUUGUGCGGGCCGAACAACUCGAACUCUACGGAGAUGUCGAACGACUGCUACCCGAUCACAUCAAACCAGAGUGCUCCGAGCUGACGAUGGACAUCGAGGAAUAUGUCCGGGAGGAUCGUAGCUCUCGGAAGGGAUCACUCGCCAAUGGCAAUUCGCCGCAGCCCAAGGGAAAAAAACGCAAGCGUGAUGAUGAUCCUACACGCAAUAUUCCACCUGGGGCGGCCAAUGGGUUCCUGACCGUGUCACAGCUCCUUGUCAAGGGUGGUGGGUCGAAAAAGAAGUCUACGAAGCUGAAAAGUGUCGAGAAAUUUGAUGUCUUGGCUGGAGAGGACGACGAUGACGACCUCGAAAUUGAAGCAGGUUUGUUCGGUCCUCGCAGAGCUGCAUCGACAUCAGCAGCAUCAACCGUCAGAAAGACAGCAAAGGUCAAGCAUUCGAAGACUAUCGCAGCAGCGAAUGAUAGAAGAAGACCGAAAGCCAGGAAGAAAAAGAAGGCGGACGAGCCCACAGCAAGUCAACUGGAGAAUAUGGGUGUCGAAGACUCCGAUGACGAGGAAAUUCAGAGGGGUCUACAGAUCGAAGGCGGCUCGUCGCGCUUCGCUGGUCCAAGUACUCUUCAACGUACACCAUUUCCUCCAAAGCAGCACCGAUCUCCCAAGCGAAGGCGAAUCUCUCUGGUGGAUCGUAAGGUUAUCGACAUCACCACUCCAGAUCCUUCGGAUUGCGAGAACUCACCUGCAAUGUCACUCCAUUCUUCUCCGGAACAGCCUCUGAGGUCCAGAAGUACGAGUACAUUGAGCGGUGACCAGGUCCUUGCUACGUUGUCUAAUCCAUCAUCUUCGCCUCGCAGCGCUUCUGUGUCUCAUCAUCAAGAUAUGGCGGACAUGUCCUGGUUGAUUGACGAUGAUGAGGAGCCGCAGCUGCAGGUUAUUGACUCAUCUCCUCUUGACCAACGCGCUCACCUGUCGGAAGCGAUGUAUGCCGCUAAACGUGACAUUGACAUGCAAGAGGUUAAGUAUGUAACAGACCUCGAGCUGUCUUCUCCCCCGAGAGACCUCAGACCUUCUCCAGUGAAGCGAGCCGAACGCAGUCGAAGGCUUGGUGGAACCAACGGUGACAUGCCACCGCCUGCUUCACCCUCUCGUUUGAUAAUAUCACCCCCAUCACUUUCAGACGAAAUCUUUCCGGAACCCUCGUUUGCGAUCAGAGCUCCGGGGAAACAGAAGAAGAUGCAAGCCGCGGAAGACGUCAAUUCGUCACCGUUAGCAAUGCCUCCGCCGUCUCAGCGUCGCCUGCAACGUCAGCGAGACUCGCCUCGUCCAGAACCUGUGCCUCCGCCGGCCAAGCAGAAGAAGCGGAAAUUCAAGGACGUUGUUGAAGCGCAGAAGGCGGUCCCAUGGAUUGACGUAGAGGCGACGCAUUCGGGCGACGAACGGAGCGUGGGCUCCUCUGAUGCUGAACAGCCCGAGGAUGAAUACGAGAGGGAUUUUGUUCAAGAUCUCCCGGAGACACAGGUGUCGCCUUCGUACGACCAGUCCGCUGUGUAUCGCCGGAGUCUCUUCACUCAGGCCCCGGGAAGGGGACAUGCAGUACCCGCAUUUGCAAGUCGGCCGGUCAGACGAGGAUACGGUGCAUACACUCGUGCUGGCCCUUCCUCUCAUGUGCGACACAUCCCUUCCAGUUCACCCUGCAAUGACGGAGACGACUACUACGAAUUGGGCAGCUUCAUCGUUGAUGAUGAGGCGGACAUUAGCUCUAGAGGACAUUCUUCAAGCGAACCUUGA
Molecule: messenger RNA, 4023 nt
Organism: Postia placenta MAD-698-R-SB12
Lineage: Eukaryota; Fungi; Basidiomycota; Agaricomycetes; Polyporales; Adustoporiaceae
Exons: 10
Coding region: 1-4023 (1340 amino acids)
Biological process (GO): double-strand break repair via synthesis-dependent strand annealing; replication fork reversal; interstrand cross-link repair
Molecular function (GO): four-way junction DNA binding; four-way junction helicase activity; hydrolase activity
Source: RefSeq, a predicted model, not a curated record